AUGGAGGCGGUGCGGGCGCAGCGGCUGCAGCCCGGGGUGGGCGGCGGGCCCCGUGGGGCCCGGCCCGGCCUCACCGGGGCCCCCGCGGGGCUCGGACCGGCACCGGGAAUGGGUUCAGGCUUGGGGCCGGGGUUGGGGUUGCCGCCGCCGGCGCCCCCGCUGGGUCUGCAGGGCCCCCCCGCGCCCCCCGGGACGGGGAGCGGGGCCGGGGCCGUGCCUGGGCCGCCCGCCGUGCUGAGGGAGGCGGUGGAGGCCGUGGUGCGGAGCUUCGCCAAACACACGCAGGGCUACGGCCGCGUGAACGUGGUGGAGGCGCUGCAGGAAUUCUGGCAGAUGAAACAAUCCCGCGGGGCCGAGCUGCGCAACGGCGCCCUGGUGCUCUACGAGAUGGUCCCGGCCGCCAGCCCCCCUUACGUCUGCUAUGUCACCCUGCCCGGGGGCAGCUGCUUCGGCAGCUUCCAGUUCUGCCCCACGAAGGCGGAGGCGCGCCGGAGCGCAGCCAAGAUCGCGCUGAUGAAUUCCGUGUUCAACGAGCACCCUUCCCGCCGGAUCACCGACGAUUUCAUCGAGAAGAGUGUCUCCGAGGCCCUGGCAUCAUUCAACGGUAACCGAGAAGAGGCAGAUAAUCCCAACACUGGGAUCGGGGCCUUCCGCUUCAUGCUGGAGUCCAAUAAAGGAAAAUCCAUGCUGGAGUUCCAGGAGCUGAUGACGGUUUUCCAGCUGUUGCACUGGAACGGGAGCCUGAAAGCCAUGCGGGAACGCCAGUGCUCACGCCAGGAGGUUCUGGCUCACUAUUCCCACCGUGCUCUGGACGAUGACAUCCGGAACCAGAUGGCUCUGGACUGGGUGAACCGGGAGCAGAGCAUCCCGGGCGCCCUUUCCCGAGAGCUGGCGGCCACGGAGAGGGAGCUGGACGAGGCCCGGCUGGCCGGGAAGGAGCUGAGAUUCCACAAGGAGAAGAAGGACAUCCUGCUGCUGGCAGCUGGCCAGCUGGGCUCAGCACACUCCUCUGGCUGCUGAACCCCCAGGAUCCCACCUUCGGGGGAUCCUUCCCGGUGUUCCCAAAGCCCUUUCCUGAAUCCUGGGGCCCGUUUGCACAUUUGAAGGAAACUUAGGGGGGAAAAAAAGCUCCUGAAUGGAUUUUAGCGGUUUCAUCCCGGUUUUUACA
Messenger RNA from Sturnus vulgaris (Common starling), 1168 nucleotides. RefSeq names its product limb and CNS expressed 1 like (gene LIX1L). Gene Ontology annotation, cellular component: cytoplasm. NCBI's taxonomy places the organism in Eukaryota, Metazoa, Chordata, Aves, Passeriformes, Sturnidae. Gene Ontology annotation, biological process: autophagosome maturation. The record is from RefSeq and is a predicted model, not a curated record.